CAAACUUGGUGUGAGUACCUUUAAACAUCAAUCUGAACUCGUGCAUUUUUUGUUAAGCUAAGUUUACGCCGUAAUUUGCAAAAUGCUGCGUACUUUCGCGGUCAUACUCUUCGUUUCCUGUGUUCACCAUCACGGUGUUUUCGCCAACCCUGUAAAUAACACCUGCAUUGAGCCCAAUCCCCCAAAUCGAAACUUCAACUUCUAUAUCAACGAACGGGAACCCUGUAGUGGUCGGGGCACUUGCGUCGAUGGACAGUGCACAUCAUGUCGAACGUGGGAAGGGACUCGUGGAAUGUUCAGCAAAAAACGUCCGCCUGUCAUCAAAACUUCUGGCAAAUACUGCGAAUGCGACAACAUAAGCUGUCCAGCUAUCAACGGGGAAGUGUGUGACGGACACGGGCAUUGUGAUUGUGGUCGGUGUGUUUGUGAUCCCGGCUACACCUUUAGCGACUGCUCAGAAAAGAAAGCCACAGUGGAAAGAUUCCUACAGUUGUUUUCAAACAACAACGCAAACCAGAAUCAAACAAGUGCCUAGAGUCAUCUCGAUGGAAAGAUUACACUAAACCUUGGUGCAGGGCCUGGCAAAAAGAUUAUAUUGCGAUGCCAGAUUAACCGCCUUAAAAUUCGAGAUUAUCAUCGCAUGGCAGCGCUUUCCACUAUAAGUCACUUAUCAUCAGGGUUAAUUGUUUAUCACUGUUAUGUAGAUGUCACUUGAAUUGUUCAUACGGAUUGUAAAAUUGUGCGGAUAAAAAUUGUGUGUGGAUUGUGUCAUUCGAUUAUGAAAAUUGUAUUGCUGGCUUUAUUGGUCAUACGAUUUUUUGUCAAUCCUAUCGGAUAAGACUGUACAAAAUUAAUCGCCAUAAUUUGACUGUUACUUCAUUUACAAUUUUUGUACAAAAGUUAUGAUAGUUAUAAUAAGCGGCAAUGAAACGAAAUAAAUACUGCUUCGGG
Messenger RNA from Paramacrobiotus metropolitanus, 951 nucleotides. Its product is annotated as integrin beta-1-like. Gene Ontology annotation, cellular component: integrin complex; focal adhesion; cell surface. NCBI's taxonomy places the organism in Eukaryota, Metazoa, Tardigrada, Eutardigrada, Parachela, Macrobiotidae. The transcript is spliced from 5 exons. Gene Ontology annotation, biological process: cell migration; cell adhesion mediated by integrin; integrin-mediated signaling pathway. Bases 83 to 535 code for a protein of 150 amino acids. The record is from RefSeq and is a predicted model, not a curated record. Gene Ontology annotation, molecular function: integrin binding.